Molecule: messenger RNA, 1683 nt
Organism: Micropterus dolomieu (smallmouth bass)
Lineage: Eukaryota; Metazoa; Chordata; Actinopteri; Centrarchiformes; Centrarchidae
Exons: 4
Coding region: 195-1367 (390 amino acids)
Source: RefSeq, a predicted model, not a curated record
UAGAUUCAACUUUAGCUAAAUUUAAGUCUCUCAUUUUGUUUUGUUUGCUUUUACAUUACGGUAAAGUGUUGGGUUUGUGUGUUAAAUGUGAUGAUAUUGUUUCUAUCGCGUGUGCGCGACUGACAGCCUUGCAUCCUUGUAGCUAGCCGCUUUCCACAUAGCUUGCUAACAUCAAAACAGGUUGAUUUUUGAAGAUGAAUUUGGUCAAAAACAGGACUUUGCACCCACACCUGCGCGACGAGGAAGCUCUCGUGGUGGAAAACGCCAUCCGGCUGGCGAUAGACUCGAUAAUAAAUGUGCUGUACGGCGUCAACAGUGCCAGGACUCAUGAGUACCAGCGGAUGGUGGCCGACAGGGACAAAGAGAUCCGGCGGCUCGAGUGCAGGCUGGGAGAGAUAGAGCACGAGCUGCAGGUGCUGCAGCGACAGGGAUGCACCUGUGGGCUGUUUGGAAAAGAGCUUAGCCUCAUCGGAUCGCAGACCUCCGGUGACCCACAGGGAGAGCAGAGAGGGUUUGAACCAAGCUGCAUUGACACUGAGAUGACAGCAGGGCAGCAGGAGUGUGAAAUGAGUAUCUCUUUCGGCCUUUUUGCAAGACCCCCCUCACAUGUUUCCUCCCAAAGCCAGGAGUCCAUUCUUCCUUCAUCCCCACGCAGGAUGGGUCUUGACCAGACCUGCACCUCCCACUCCUCAGAGUCCUCAGGCAUAUCAGAGGCAGCCAGCAAUCUGCCUAAAUCUCCCAGCAGCUUCGUUGUCAAAGAGGAGCCAUGUGACACAGUUUUAAUCAAGUGGGAAAAGAGUGAAGAGAGAUUCGGGGAGCAUCAGGAGAACACAAGUAGUCCCUGUCAGGACAGAGAGAGCCCCAGUGUAAAAAAAAAACUGGAGAACAGAGAGAAACCUCAUGCAGACACAGACGGACACCUCAUCACUGAAGAAGGACACUUUAGGAACAGGAAGAAGAGCGUGCCGACAUCCGAGCUGCCGGAGGAGGCUCAGAGACUAAAGAGGGCAGCCUGGAGAGCAGCUUCCAGGCGGUAUUACGCCCGAAAAAUAGCCCGCCAACAGGGAAACCCCUCACGCUCCGGUACCUUUCCCCACAUUACAGACUCCCGGUAUUCUCAACCCAUCUCUUUUGUGGAUAAGAGAAAGAGGACGCUGAUAUCGGAGUUACCUGAAGACUCUCAGACGCUGCAGAGGGAGGCGUGGAGAGCUGCUUCCAAGAGGUACUACGCUCGAAAAAUCGCUCGCCACCAGACCAGGCCCACACAGUAUGUACACCUGCUCCAGAACAUAGAGCCGUCUGAAGAAACACUGGAACCUAACAGGGGAGGGUCCCAAACCAAGAGUGGAGGAAUAAUGUGCAACUGAUGGACAGCAGCACUUUGAGGUUUUUUAUUCUGCAUAUUUAAAGGUUGAUUUCAUUGUGUGUGAAUGUUUGUAUUGACAUUUGUCUCAGGUCUUUUGAUAUGAUCAGAAUAGUUUAGUCUGUCAUUUGUGUUUCUUCACAGUUGAAAUAUGCAAUUAAUCUGAGAACAACACAGCACAUUCAUAUAACUUCGGUUUUAAUUUCACACUCUUAUUCUUUUUCUCAUUUCAGUCUGAUUUUGUAUACUGCAUUGCAUGGCCUGUACAAACUGCUAACUGCAAAUAAGGAUUGAAUAAAUGUAUUCUGAGGCAAAGUAAA